AUGUCUUCGCUUAGUACUGCUGGAUGUGUGGGAGAUGCCAAUGUCUUGGGUGAUAGUGAUGUGAAGGUUUCAGUUCUUUCUCGGAAGGACCGCAAAAAGCAAGAGAGGACUGAAAAGCUACUAGAAGAACAGCGGCAGCUGCGAGAGCAAGCAAACUGCGUUAAUAAGGAUGGUGACAAUCCCUUUUCGGUGACAUGGGAACACGACAAGGGGACUGAGGGGUCUCGUGACAUUUCCUUACAGCGUGUUGCCGUGUCUGUUAACGGGAAAGUUCUCUUCAAGGACACACAAGUGCGGUUGUCGGCGGGCGCACGGUACGGGUUGAUGGGGCCGAACGGCCGUGGUAAGUCUACUAUUCUUAGGCUACUAAGUUCAAGGGAGCUCCCUGUGCAGUCAAAUUUGGAGCUGUUACUCGUGGAGCAGGAACAAGAAUUUCAUGAGUCCGAGGUGAGCGCCGUCCAGGCUGUUCUUCAAAGCCACAAAAAGCAAAGAGAGUUUGCAAGUGAGGCAGCCCAACUUCAUGAAAAGACGGAACUCUCCCAUGAAGAGAUGGAGCGCCUGAACUUCUUAGAGGAAGAGCUGGAUAUAAUGGGUGCUGCACAGGCCGAGGCCCGUGCCAGGCGUAUUCUGUUUGGGUUGGGCUUCCCUACGGAGUGGCAUGAGCGUCCAACGAGCAGCUUUAGCGGUGGCUGGCGCAAGCGCAUUGCCCUGGCGGCCGCCGUCUUCAUUGAGCCCGAUGUGCUCAUGUUGGACGAACCGACAAACCAUUUGGAUUUAAACGCCGUCAUUUGGUUGGAGUCAUACCUCUGUGAGCAGUAUAAUGAAAAGGCGCGGAGACCAAAGACUCUGGUUGUUGUCUCGCACGAUGCAGGCUUCCUGGAUGAGGUGUGCACGCACAUGGUUCACGUUGAAAACUACCAACUGAACUAUUACCGUGGCGGUUUCAGUGGCUUCGACGAACAACUGCGCCAAAGACACCAAGAGAUCGACAAGAAGUAUGCAACGUUCAACAAGACCAUCAACGAGAAAAAGCGCAAUGGCAUGUCGAAUGCUCAGGUGGAUGAGUGGAUUAAAGACCAAGUGCGCACCGGCCGCCUGGACCCAAUAUAUUUGGAGAAACGCCGCGACUAUAUCGUCAACUUCCCCUUUUCCGAGCCGCCGGAACUGCCAGAUGGUUACAUAGUAAAGCUAGAGGAUGUCUCGUUUAACUAUCCUGGAGGUCCGGUUCUCUUCCACAAGGUUAGUUGUGCACUUUGGGCCGACAGCCGUAUAACACUUUGCGGCCCCAAUGGCAUCGGAAAAAGUACACUGCUGAGCCUCUUGACGGGGCAAUUGGAGCCCACGGAGGGUAUUAUCACGAUGAAUCGAAAAGUCCGCAUUGGUCGGUACAAUCAACACUUCGUUGACAAGUUGCCCCUGGAAAAGACAUCGGUGGAAUUCAUUCAGUCCCUUGGAAUCCGCGAGGAGGACAAGGCGCGACGCCAGCUUGGAAGCUUUGGCCUGGAAGGUAUCGUGCACAAGAACCAGAUUGCAACACUAAGCGGUGGGCAGAAGGCACGAGUAGCGUUAGCUGCAAUUAGCGCUGAGAAACCUCACUUCCUCCUUUUUGAUGAGCCGACGAACCACUUGGAUGUGGAAUCCAUUGAAGCCCUUUGUCAUGCAAUUAAAAACUUUAAAGGAGGGGUUCUGGUUGUUACUCACGACGCGCGUUUGAUUGAAGAGACAGAUAUGCAGAUAUGGGAAGCGGGUAACCAGAAUGUCCGUCCGUUUAACGGGUCACUCAACGACUAUAAGAAUAAAGUGCGCAGGGAGUUUGAGGAGCAGGAGAAGAAAAUGCUAAAGGAACGACAUAUAGCGACGGAAGAGAAGCAGCUGAACAGCCGCCUCGCCCGAGAAGGUGCUGGAAAAGAUGUUGCUGCACUAAAGAAGGAAAAGGAGGAAGAAACCCGUCAAAGGCAGCUAGCUGAGUUGGACGCUGCAUUCGCACUCCUCGACAAAAGGAAGAAAGUGAAGAAGGUGAAGAAAGACAAGGAGGAGAAGGCUAACGAUGGUUAA
Molecule: messenger RNA, 2055 nt
Organism: Trypanosoma brucei brucei TREU927
Lineage: Eukaryota; Euglenozoa; Kinetoplastea; Trypanosomatida; Trypanosomatidae
Exons: 1
Coding region: 1-2055 (684 amino acids)
Molecular function (GO): ATP hydrolysis activity; ATP binding
Source: RefSeq, a predicted model, not a curated record